AUGUCGGUGUGCGUGCGGGCCGUGGUGCGGGUGCUGGUGCUGCAGGCGGCCUGGGCGCUGGGCGGCGGGCAGGUGCGCUACUCGGUGCCGGAGGAAGCCAAGGGCGGCACGGUGGUGGGGCGGCUGGCGCAGGACCUGGGCCUGGAGGCGGGCGAGGCGGAGGCGCGGCGGCUGCGGCUGGUGUCGCAGGGCCGGCGGGCGAGCGUGGAGGUGAGCGGGGCGAGCGGGGCGCUGGUGGUGAGCUCGCGGCUGGACCGGGAGGAGCUGUGCGGGAAGAGCGCGCCCUGCGCCCUGCGCCUGGAGGUGCUGCUGGAGCGGCCGCUGCGCGUCUUCCACGUGGAGGUGGAGGUCACCGACAUCAACGACAAUGCCCCGCUCUUCCCCGCCGCCACCAAAAACCUCAGCAUCGCGGAAUCGUCGCUGCCGGGAUCCCGCUUUCCGCUGGAGGGCGCGUCGGAUGCGGAUAUCGGAGCCAACGCGCAGCUCUCCUAUACGCUCAGCCCCAGCGAGCACUUCGCUCUGGAUUUGCAGAGGAGUGGUGAAUAUCGAGAGUCGUUAUUCCUGGUGCUGACGAAAGGUCUGGACCGCGAGUCGCUGGCCGAGCACCGUCUGUUGCUGACGGCGAGUGACGGGGGCAGGCCGUCGCUAACGGGCACGGUGGAGCUGGUGGUGUCGGUGCUGGAUGCGAACGACAACGCGCCCCAGUUCAACCAGUCGGUGUAUAAAGUGCAGGUACUGGAGAGCGCAGCUGAGGGGACGUUGGUGGCGCGGGUGAGCGCCACAGACCCGGACGAGGGAAUCAACAGUGAAAUAACGUUCAGUAGAAGCAAUACCUUUCCAUCCGGAGGAUUAAACCUGUUCGAAUUAAACCUGCAGUCGGGGGAGAUCCGUCUCCGCGGACCUUUGGACUUUGAAGAAGUCCGCUUUUACGAAUUACAAAUCGAAGCGAAAGAUAAGGGUACGCCCCCGUUGUCGGGGCACUGCAAGGUGGUGGUGGAGGUGUUGGACGUGAACGACAACGCGCCCGAGGUGUGGGUGACGUCGCUGUCGGUGCCGGUGGCCGAGGACGCGUCGUUGGGGACGGUGGUGGCGCUGCUGAGCGUGUCGGACCGGGACUCGGGGUCGAACGGGCGGGUGCGGUGCGCGGUGUGGCCGCCGUCGCCGUUCGGGCUGGUGGCGACGUUCGCGGGCUCGUACUCGCUGGUGCUGCGGGAGGCGCUGGACCGGGAGCGGGUGUCGGAGUACGAGGUGGAGGUGCGGGCGGAGGACGGCGGGGCGCCGCCGCUGCGCGCCAGCCGCGGGCUGCGGGUGCCGGUGUCGGACGUGAACGACAACGCGCCGGCGUUCGCGCAGGCCGUGUACACGGUGCUGGCGCGGGAGAACAACGCGGCGGGCGCGGAGCUGGCGCGGCUGUGGGCGCGGGACCCGGACGAGGCGGGCAACGGGCGCGUGAGCUACUCGGUGGCGGAGGGCGGCGCGGGCGCGGGGUCGGGGUCGGGGUGGCGUCCGGCGUCGAGCUACGUGUCGGUGGACGCGGAGAGCGGGCGGCUGUGGGCGCUGCAGCCCCUGGACUACGAGGAGCUGCAGGUGCUGCAGUUCGAGGUGCGGGCGGUGGACGCGGGCGAGCCGCCGCUGUGCGGCAACGCCACGGUGCAGCUCUUCGUGGUGGACGAGAACGACAACGCGCCGGCGCUGCUCCCGCCCGCCGGCGGCGGGCCGGGGCCCUGGGCUGCGAGCGAGGCGUCGGCGUCGGCGUCGGCUUCGGCGCCGGGGUCGCUGUGGGCGUGGGCGGCGUGGGGGGCGCCGGCGGGGCAGGUGGUGGCGAAGAUCCGCGCGGUGGACGCGGACUCGGGCUACAACGCGUGGCUGCGCUACGAGCUGUGGGAGCCGCGGGGCAAGGGCCCGUUCCGCGUGGGGCUGUACAGCGGCGAGGUGAGCACGGCGCGGGCGCUGGAGGAGGCGGACGGCCCGCGGCAGCGGCUGCUGAUCGUGGUGCGGGACCACGGGGAGCCGUCGCGCUCGGCCACGGCCACGCUGAGCGUGUCGCUGGUGGAGGGCGCCGAGGCGGCGCUGGCGGCGGCGGGGGCGGUGUCGGCGGGGGCGGGGCUGCGGCCGGCGGCGGGCGCGGAGGACGGCGCGGCGGCGGCGGCGGCGACGAACGUGUGGCUGGUGGUGGCCAUCUGCGCGGUGUCGAGCCUGUUCCUGCUGGCGGUGGUGCUGUACGGGGCGUCGCGCUGGGCGCCGCGGGCGGCCGUGCUGUCGGGGCCCGGUCCGGCGACGCUGGUGUGCGCCAGCGAGGUGGGCAGCUGGUCGUACUCGCAGCGCCAGAGCCGGAGCCUGUGCGUGGCGGACGGCGCGGGCAAGAGCGACCUGAUGGUUUUCAGCCCCAACUGCCCGCCGCCGCCCGGCCCCGCGGCAGAAAACGGUUCUGCCGAGAAGGGACCUUCGCUCUCCCCAUACUCUUCAGGCGCGGUAGAAAAUUUGGUGGACGUGGUGGAGAACGUUCUGCCUCUGGAAGUGUGUUGA
Molecule: messenger RNA, 2526 nt
Organism: Cygnus atratus (black swan)
Lineage: Eukaryota; Metazoa; Chordata; Aves; Anseriformes; Anatidae
Product: protocadherin alpha-2-like
Exons: 2
Coding region: 1-2526 (841 amino acids)
Biological process (GO): homophilic cell-cell adhesion
Cellular component (GO): plasma membrane
Molecular function (GO): calcium ion binding
Source: RefSeq, a predicted model, not a curated record